AUGCCUCAAAUGCCUCCAAAUGCAAUAGCUCAUGCAUCCCUACCGUGGAAUUGGUCACUGAAUGGGCUGAAAAUCGUGACUGACUCGACAUUGUGCGUUGAUGUUGCCGUGCUGGGUACUCUCCCAAACGAGAGACACUGGAUGGUCGCAACAUUGGCAGUCGAGCAGAACACUUUCACCAUAUUCCAUAAUAAAGUCACAGCCAAUAUCGAUAUGAGAAGAAACCUCUCUCUUGCCUACAUGGCCAUUUAUUUACCAGCCAUUGUCACUACGCUGGCUUGCAGGCGGUCUGCCGAAUGCGCAGCAGGUCUAACCGCCUGGUCCGACGCCAACUUCGCAGGAAUAUCACAUCAAUAUAAUGUCUCGUGGGACACAUGCAUCUCGAUCGCUGCACAGUUUCCAUUCAACCAACCCGCUGGCGUUAGCUCCCUCGCUGCCAAUGAGGGCAACUGGUGUACUGUGUACCCAAACACGGAUUGCAAUCCCGGGCAAGGCAACGCCAAUGACACACUCAGCGUGGUUGGGAGCUACUACGACCUCGCCAACCCAGAAGAUGCUUGGGAUAAUCUGGCGCAGAGCUUUUCUUGCAAGAAGUACAAUUGCGAAUGA
Diaporthe amygdali is the source of this 609-nucleotide messenger RNA. RefSeq lists its product as uncharacterized. The coding region runs from base 1 to 609 and encodes 202 amino acids. The record is from RefSeq and is a predicted model, not a curated record. Lineage: Eukaryota; Fungi; Ascomycota; Sordariomycetes; Diaporthales; Diaporthaceae. The transcript has 4 exons.